AUGGCGAAUCAAGAGGAGGUUUGGGAGAGGGAUCCCGUUUUCAAAAAGCUACGAGCAAAGGCCGAGAACAAGAUGUGCUUUGACUGCAAUGCCAAGAAUCCGACAUGGGCAUCGGUCACUUACGGAGUUUUCAUAUGCCUCGACUGCUCAGCGAUGCAUCGCAGCCUCGGCGUGCACGUCAGCUUUGUCAGGUCGACAACUCUUGACGGCUGGAACGUAGAGCAACUGAAGAUGAUGUCCUUCGGAGGAAACGGCCGAGCGCGUGCAUUCUUCAAGCAGCACGGCUGGACGGACGGAGGCAAGAUCGAACAAAAGUACACCUCAAGAGCCGCCGAUCUCUACCGGCAGCUUCUCGCGAAGGAAGUUGCGAAGAGCUUCGCCGGCGUACAGACGUCCCUCCCUUCGCCAACAUCGACUAGCCAAACAGCUGCGAAUGGUGGUGCUGCAGCGGCAGCGCCAGCUGAUGAGGAGACCCCGGCUCCUGCGGCUGCUGCUCCUGCUCCUGCAGCUGCAGCGUCGCGAGUGUCACCCGUUACAAGGAAGACGACGAGCAUAACUGCGAAGAAAACGACCACUAAGUCGUCCGGCCUCGGCGUUAAGAAGCUCACGACGAAGCCGAACGACAGCCUGUAUGAGCAGAAGCCAGUGGAGGCACCGGUGAAGGUGGGCGUGGUGGAGCACAAGGCGUCGCGCUUCACGUACAACGAGGCGUCCUCCUCGCAGCCUGGUGCCGGUUCGGGCAGAGGCGGCCACGUGGCAGCGCCCGCGGCUUCUGGGGACUUCUUUAACGACUUCUCGGGAGGGAUUAGGGCUGUUCCCAGUAACCGGCCAAAGCCCCCACCUCAGCCAAUCGAGGAGUCAGACGAGGCUCGCAGGAAGUUUGCAGGGGCGAAGGCGAUUUCGUCGCAGCAGUUUUUUGAGCGGGAUAACAAGGAGCUGCAGGCGCAGAACCAAGAGCGGCUGCAGAAAUUCCAGAACUCGUCGGCCAUAUCGAGUGCGGCAUUCUUCGAUCGGGACGAGGGUGGCAAUCAGGGUGGUGGGGACGGCUCUCUGGACAGCGUUGCUGCUGACCUACUGGGAGGGCUCUCCGUGGGGGCUGUGGCGGAGCAGACAGGGCAGGCGCUGUCAUCAUUCGCCUCCAGCAUCCUUGCUGACUUGCAGGACCGGAUUCGAUAG
This is a messenger RNA of Closterium sp. Yama58-4, 1176 nucleotides long. The record is from the annotation of a GenBank genome assembly. NCBI's taxonomy places the organism in Eukaryota, Viridiplantae, Streptophyta, Zygnematophyceae, Desmidiales, Closteriaceae.